Molecule: messenger RNA, 8501 nt
Organism: Tachysurus vachellii
Lineage: Eukaryota; Metazoa; Chordata; Actinopteri; Siluriformes; Bagridae
Gene: iglon5
Product: IgLON family member 5
Exons: 8
Coding region: 542-1537 (331 amino acids)
Cellular component (GO): neuron projection
Source: RefSeq, a predicted model, not a curated record
AGCACCGUGCGGGCUCCACUCUAGUCCCUGCCUCGCGCUAACUAUGCGCGUAGUGUCGCGCUGAUCCUCCGAGUCGCUCGCGCCGCAUUCCGUGAGAGAGACUCCGGACAGGAGGGAGAUACACCAGUGAGUGCGCGCGCGCGUCUCGAUCAUCCUUAAAUUUUCACUUCGUCCGGUCCGGUCGUGUGCGCGUGCAGGGAUGCUUUCUGCGUGAGGGAUAUUUACGUGCUUUUUUUUUUAAUUCAAGGGGUCACUUUGGAGCAAAGAAUCAGAGGGAAAAAAAAGAAAAAAACAAAAAAGGCACGAGCAGGAGACAAGAAUCCCUUUAAAAAUUCGCAUCUCGAGACAUUAUUAUUAUUAUUUUUUUCUCUGGAACAUCUGUAGUCAACAAGAGCAGAGGAAGAGCGCGUGCUGUGCGCUUUAUGCGUCUCUCUCUCGCUCUCUAGAAGAAGAAAAACAAACAAACAAACAAACACAAGGACAACCUGCUGAAUUGCAUCACGGUGCUCGAGGAGCGACACACGGGUCUAAACUCGUAAACAUGAGCCGCGCGAUCUCAAUCUUCACUGCUGUGCUGCUGGCGCUGCUGCCUGAAGGACCCAGCAGUGUCCAGGCGGUGGAGUUUGGUUAUUUCCCUGACAACAUUACAGUGCUGGAAGGGCAGAGCGUCAUUUUGAGGUGUAAGAUCGAUGAGGAGGUGACCCACAAGGCCUGGCUGAACCGCUCUAACAUCCUGUUCACGGGGAAUGAGAAGUGGUCUCUGGACACGCGAGUGUCGAUGGCUAACAACAACGAAAGCGAUUUCUCCAUCCAGAUUGAGCGGGUGGCGGUGGCCGAUGAGGGUCCGUACACGUGCAGCUUUCAGGCGCGAACCAAGCCACGCACUGCACACGUCUACCUCAUCGUCCAAGUGCCAGCAAGGAUAGUCAACACUUCUCAGGAUAAAUCGGUCAACGAGGGCGACGACGUGAACCUCUUUUGUCUGGCGAUCGGUCGACCCGAGCCUACCAUCACCUGGAAGGACUUGAAAUCUGGACGCACGUACGAGGGAGAGUUUCUGGACAUCACGGAGAUCAAACGACAUCAAGCUGAAGAGUUUGUGUGCAUCACAAACAACGGUGUGGCUCCACCGGAUACACGCCGCGUUAAAGUCACAGUGAAUUAUCCACCCAUGAUCACAGACGUAAAGAAUAUGCCAGCUCAAGUCGGGAAGACGGCCAUCUUGCGCUGCGAGGCUAUGGCUGUCCCCACCGCAUCCUUCGAGUGGUACAGGGAUGACCGGAGACUGAUGGAGAGCGACAACACGCUGAGGAUUAAAAACGAGAAGACGCGUUCCCUGCUGCUUUUUACCAACGUCACCGAGAAACACUUUGGCAACUACACCUGCUUCGCCUCCAACCGCUUAGGGGCCUCCAACGCCAGCAUGCUUCUGUUCCGGCCGGGGGCAGUGUACGGUGGAAACGCAUCGCUAAACACCCGUAUAUCAGGACUCGUCUUCUGGCUCAGCCUCACCAUGUCCGUCCUGCUGAAGGUCUAAUACGCCGCCACCUCGGAAAGGAGUCUUUAAAUGACGAACCCAUCACUGUGAAUAAAAAAAAAUUAUGCAUUAACCCAGGAGCCAUCUCUUGCAUCCUAUUGAUAUAAUCAUCACCUUCCCCUCCUUCCCCUUCCCUUGCCUGCCUUUCCUUACUCAUCUCAUUCCCACCCUUCUUUGGCGACCACUGGCCACUGCCUCUCCCACUUCUCAAGCGAAGGUCACCUUUUCGAUGUUCAUAGCUGUUGUGGUGAUGAUUGUUAAAAAAAAUAUAUAGAAUAAUAAUAAUAGAAAAAGGAAAAAAAAAAAAUGCUAAAGCGUGAAGGUGCUGAGCGGAGCGCGUCUUUGUCUCAUGUGUGCACGUGCUGGAUCAUGGUUGUAUAUUUGUGAAUGCUGUCACAUUAAUGGUGUUUAUGAGAAAUGUGAUAUAUAAGAUGAUGAUGAUGGUCAGGUGACCCUGUAAACAAGCUGUGGCUGUUCACCAGCAGGCCACGCCUCAGUGGCCUUCGCUCUCUCGGAUCAGAUCAGAGCAACAGAUUUUUUUUCUGUGAAUGAUGUCAAAUUUCAUCAAGGGUCAACAUUAGCAUGGGGGGAGGAGAAAACGGAUUUGCUCCGCCCCACUUUUUUGCAUUAGCUGAAGGUUUUGACCCAGGGAAAAGCAUGUGAUCCCUGUCUGGCCUUCCAGUCCUUGCUCAGUCUCAUCACGUUACUACAUCACCACAUUCCCUCACAUUACAUUCACCCUCAGUGUAAAUAUAAAUGCAGUAGAGGCCACACCAUAAGUCCAUACUCAAUUCUAUACGAAUACAUUUCCCAUCAGCCUCUCUGUUUCAGGCUUUUUUGGCUUGGAGGUUAUGUUUCUGGUGUCUCCUGCCCCCUCACCAAUCCCCCACCCCUGAAACCGUCGAUCACUCCUCCUUGUCGCUUGUUGAUAGCAUGUACUGGUUAGAGCUGUUCCUGUUGUGCCGUCCAUCCGAGUCCUCACCCCUCGUCCCUCUCUAUAGCCCCCGCACUGUGUACAUUUAUUCUGCAAGGUUAAAUGCUAAUUGCUUUUUUUUUUUUUUUUGGUGUUAAUAAUGAUGAUGAUCAUGAUGAUGAUAAUAAGUAUUUGAAAUUGAUAUGAUCAUAAUAACGUGAGAAAAAAAAUAAUCCCAGAGCCAUGUGUGCGAAAAUAUUUUGUACUUUGCUCUGAAAAAAAUCCUAAUAAUAAUAAUAAUAAUAAUAAUAAUAAGUUUUUUUUUCAAAGUGUUGUGCUCUAUUUUGCCAUGAAAAGCUUUUUAAAAACAAAACAAACAAACAAAAAAAAUGAUGAGCCUGAGCGCAGCAAAACUCUGCUAUAAAUUAGCCCCCCUUUGUUAUGCUAGCAUGCCACGAUGCUAGAGUUGUUUAAAAAGAUAAGAGUUAUGACAAAACGUAGCGUUUUGCUGCACUCACAAAGGGAGCAAUCAAUGAAAUGAAAUGUAAUAUAAUUUGUACCGUGUAUGUAUCCAAACGUUUCUUUUUAAAGGCUCUGUACUGUAUCGAAUGUAUGCUAACUUGUAUGCUGUCCCAUCGUUUUUGCUGUAACAUUUGUCAGCCAUCUUGACGUGACAACCAAAAAACUCUAGGCAUAUCUCAAAAAUCCUGUGUGCUCACCCUCUUCAUUCGUUCGUUCGUUCGUUCGUUCAUUUCUUUCCUUCCUCCAGCCGUUUUCGAGAGGGAGCCAAAUUAGUGGGAAAUAGAGACGUAAUUAGCGAGCGGAUCGCUAAGCGAGGGUGCCGUCGCUCUUCUCCUCAUCCCUCCAUCUGCUGAGGAGCAGAGCUCAUAAAUCAAGCUCAAUCCAGGCGCUGACAGGGACCCUCUUCAAGGACGACAGUGUCUCGGUGGUGACUAAUUAACCGCCACUUAAAGGCACGUAGCGAAGACACUUCGACCAUGUGCUCGGCGGCGCAUGGCUUACCGAGUUCUAGUUUCCGCACGCGUAUGCCGUAUGCAAUCUCUUACAUUCAUGGACAAAAUAAAAGGCAAGGUUAUGAGCAGGAUCAUUCAGUCACGUAAGUGCUGUAUAUAGCAUGUUUUGACAUCGUUGUGUCCCCAUAGCUAAUUUUGUCAAAAUCAGCAAUAACCAAACUAAAACAUACAUGUAAAGAAAUAUCUAAUUGGCGUAAUCUGUUAAAUGUUGACCGGAGUGCCAUGCUAAUCUAAUCCUGAAAGUGUUGUGUGAUAAAUUUAAUCUCAUGUGUGUGAUGGAAGGAGCUCGGACAGCGGUGUUUAAAGGUUGACCAGGCUUAUAUGCAUCUCCAUACCUCUUCCAUAUCUCUCUCUCUCUCUCUCUCUCUCUCUCUCUCUCUCACUCUCUCUCUCUUUCUAUCUAUCUAUGGUGUACAAAUCUGUACUGUAUAGCCACAAUUGCGACACACUCUUGCAUGUUUUGAGAUCCCAUCCUAAAUUUUCUAAUUUGGGUUCAAUUUAAAGCACAAACCGGUCCCAGUGCUAUUUUUUCUCUGUAUCUGUCUGUCUUUGUCCCUCUUUUAUUGUUCACGACUGCGCCGCCCGUGUAAAGCUCAAUGAUCCAUGGCGAAAAUAUCUGUGCUCAUGUUUUCUCCUGAACAAUAAGUAAACAAAAAAAAAAAAAAAAAAAAAAAUAGAUAACAAGUAUGUCAUGUUUCUCAAUGUGGGUUAUAAAAAAAAAAAAAAAGCAUGUCAAUGUUUGUUAUGGGUGGAUUUUCCUUUUAAGAAAAAAAAGUAUGAAUAUGAAAAGAGUGUGUGUGGGAAAGGUUGGCUUUAAAAUACAGAAGAUUGAAGUGUGAUUUGAUUUGAGCUCCCCUGUAGAGAUGAGUGAUUGUGGGUAACCUGGAGGUCUGGUCUGGGGCGUGAAGAGAGGCAUGAGAGGCAGGAAGGGUGAGAUGGGCUGCCGCUGACCGGACACUGAACUCUCUCUGUACGCAUGCGAUUAACUGGAAGACAGCAGCUACAAAUCAGCUUGAGGAUCCAUUUUUUAUAAAGGCAGAUUGUGUGUAUUGAUCUUUCCUGCCGCUACACUCUGCUGCUUGUGUCCACACAUUUAAAAUGUGCUUCAAUGCUAAUGUCCUACUAGUGUCCACUGAGACUGAUGGAUAGUACAUGUGUUAGUAAGAGGCCUCUAAUUGCUCCACAAAUGCUGCAAUUAUUUUUUUUCGCCACAUGGUUGCUCAGAAGAUAUCCAAUCAGGGAGCUUUUAGGCAUCCAAUCAGGUGGCAUGUAAGCCUGGAUUUACACGUGGCCAAUCAGGUGGCACCUACGAUUACAAAUGCCCAAUCAAGUGCAUCUUUAGCUUAUACAUGUCUAAUCAGGAGACACCUGAGCUUUUAGAUAUCCAAUGAUGAGGCAGAUUAUGUGUUUCCAUUGAAGAAGCCCCUGAGAAUACAAGAGACCAAUUAAGCACUACUUUAGCUUAUAAGCAGCCAAUCAGGAGGUCCUUGAGCUUCCAGACAUCCAAUCAGUUACCUUAUGUUACAGGUCUCCAAUCAGGAGUAACCUUAUCUUAUAGGCGUCCAAUCAGGAGUUAUCUUAUCUUAUAGGCGUCCACUAAGAAAUUACCUUAUCAUAUAGGUGUCCAAUCCGGAGUUACCUUAUCUAAGAGGCAUCCAAUCAGGAGUUACCUUAUCUAACAGGCAUCCAAUCAGGAGUUACCUUAUCUUACACACGUCCAAUCACAAGAUACCUGAUCAUAUGUCCAUUCAGAAAGCACUUGGACAUCAGCUGCAAGACCUUGGAGAAGUUUGCAUUUCUUUUUUUUUAACUUUAAAGGUAAUUUGAAUAACUCUGAUGUCAUUAUUUUCCGUUUUCAUCCAUUUUUUCCCCCAAAAGUGGGAACGAACCGUAAUUAACUGGGAGCAAAAACAAAAAUGUAACCAUCAUUAGCUAUUCUAGUAUGAAAUCAUUCACUGGAAUCUAUAAUGAGCUGAUAACAUCAUUACAAUAAACAACAGCAACAAUUUAUUAUACUGGACCUACAUACAGCCUCUAAACAAAAGGAAUGAACCACUGGGGGUUUUUUUUUGUUCUGAUGUUAGGGAGAUUACAUCAGGGUUGGAAUCGAUUCGAACAAUGUUACGAAAAUGUUAAAAUAUGUUAAAAAGAUUUGCUCCGAGCAAGACAAAUUGAUUUCUGAGGCUUCGAAGUGAGAUAGAAUUCAAUUAAAGUACAGAUCUGAGAGGCUGAAGGUUACGAGUAUUGCUUAAGGGUGUCAUUGGGGCCUUAUUGACAGUAACAGGAUUUGAACUCACGACCUGAUGCUUUACUGUGGACAAGUGGAUUCAUUGAUUUAUAUGAUUUAGACCAAAACAUAAAAAAAAAAAAGAUAGAUAGAUAGAUAGAUAGAUAGAUAGAUAGAUAGAUAGAUAGAUAGAUAGACCGACCCAAUAAUAUAUCAUUUAAUUUUCUGAUGCAUUUCUAAUGCUUCUAUUGUAAUUCUUCAGAGGACACGAUAGAGAAUGAUGUGUUUUACCGGUUUAAGUAAAAAAAUUAAAUAAGGCUUAAACGGAAAUGUUGUGAGAAGUGUCGGCGCCUAUGGAUACCAUGUAUCUUAAAGUAAAGAUGAGAUCUCUGUGAGCUAGAAUUGGACAAGACGUGAAAAAAGCAUCAGCGGGCUUUUGUUGUUGUUGUGGCUGUUGAUUUUAAGAAAUAGCAUAACUUCGUUUCUUUUCAGAGAUAAGAUUAUUUGUUGUCACGGGCAGAUGAUGCUGAUGGAAUAAAGAGAAAGGGAAAGAUUAAAAAAAAAUAAAUAAACAAGGAAAGAAUCAUUUGAUAAACAGAACUAUAGAAUUGAUGGGCAGAUACACGGACAGACAGACAGACAGACAGACAGACAGACAGACAGACAGACAGACAGACAGAUAGAUAGAUAGAUAGAUAGAUAGAUAGAUAGAUAGAUAGAUAGAUAGAUAGAUAGAUAAACAAGGAAAGAAUAAUUUAAGAAUUAGAACAAUGGAAUUGAUGGAAAGAUACAUGGAGGGAUGUACAGUAUGGAUCAGUUAUAGUUAAGCUAGAUAGAUAGAUAGAUAGAUAGAUAGAUAGAUAGAUAGAUAGAUAGAUAGACAGACAGACAGACAGACAGGUUGGUUAAGACACAGGAGAUUAUAAGACUCUAACCUACACCAGGCUUCAUCUACUGGCAAAAAAUGUCCAGCUCAAACUAAGAAUUCAGAAAUAGUGUAGCAGAGCCAAUCAGUGUAUUGACUGCGGUUUAGUGAGAAACAAUUGCUGAUGUGAAUUGUUGCAGCCAAUCACAUGCAUUUAUGUAAAUAACUCCGUAGAAGACUGUUCAUCAAGAAAAGAAAAUGUUUGAAAUGACGGAAAUGGUUUGAUAGAUUUGUCCAUUCACUUUUUUCUGUCUGGUCUGAUUAGUGAUUCGUAAAGAUGGAUUGUUAAAAAAAAAAAAAAAAAAAAAAAAAAAAAAAUUUAAAGUUGUAGAAGAUGGAGUGUGUGUGUUUUUAUUCUCCACUCAAAAUAUAUUUCAAAACAGCAUUUAGUCAGAUGUUGCGUUAGCCACUUUGUUGUGUUUUGAUUUUCAGCAGGAACCUGAACGAUUAAGCGUUAAAAAUCAAUUGCUUGUAAACUAUUAAAGAAUAAACAAAACUUUCAUUUUUUCCCAAACCCUGAAACAUUAUAUGGACAUUGACAGAGCAAAGUUAAUGCAUGAAAAGACUUCGCAAUGCCAAAUUGACACAGGGUAUUCAUAGUAAUCAAGGAUUAACACAACAAAGGAUAACAAACCUAGGAAAGGGCAGGGGGUGAAUCAGGAAUAAAUAGAAAUCAAAACAAAUUUGAAAAGAUGGCAUUUAGGACAUGAAAAGGAAGCUUUUACAAAAGCUACGGUAUUUCUGCUACUUGACAAACUUGUUCUAAAAAAUAAAUGAAUCAAUAAAUAAAUAAAAGUGCGUCUAUGAAAAUCUUAGCGUCUGUUUUUGAAAAGGUUUUUGGAUGAGAGAAUUACAAUUGUAAAGAUUCAUAGCUGCACAAAGCAAAGAAAGAAACAUCAAACACAUCUCGGAUGCAAUGGGGCGUGGAUAUAAAUGCGUAAAUUUGAGUUCUUUUUAAACUCCAUUUAAUGUUUAAUUAACCUGCUAAUUAUCGAGCCUUUGUGUGCAUAAGGUUUUUACGCAACAGGUGCCGCCUGUCAGUCACAUGCAGCUGUAUCGAUAACACUCCACUAAUUAUCUGAGCAUAAUUCAGUAGGUGUAUUAAAUGAGACUUAGCCGAGGCAGUGCGUUUCCCUGCAAACGAAAAAAAAGGAGGUGUAAGAAGCAACGCCACUGUGCACAAACAAGCCCAUCACUCUGAAUGUCAGCGGAGUGUGUCGCUCACCCACUGCAAGCUGAAAUUUCUGUCAGUCAAAUGGGUGAACACAGGCUGCAGUAUAGCACUCUCGGUAGUGUUGGGAUUGAAAGCGCUUGAUGUAAUGUCAGACGUUCACAGGUUAACAGGGACCGGGUCGGUCAGUGAGUCAAGCCCAUCUCCGUCUCUUUGUGCCCUUUGCCUCUGCUUAUUCUCCUCCACUCCUCGUCCUCUUCCUCUCCUAUGGAAACGAGAUGAAAUGCCGUGUGCACCUCCGGCUCUCCAUUCUGAUGUUUCUGUCGUUUUAUUGUGUGUGUUUGGAUGUGUGUGUGUGUGUGUUAACACGCAUGUGAGAGUGUGUGUUCUCUGACCUUGAUUGAUCAUGACCUACUUCACAUUCCAGUUCUCAACACAGUUCAUUGUUUUCUAUACAUCAUCAACAAAAAGAUGGAAAAUCCAGAGCAUUGUCUUCCACCUUCGACAAAUCUUGUGCUGUGUUCCAAGUCAUGUUUCAGAAUUUUGUCUGGUUUUGUCAUUUUUAUUGUGUCUGGGUUUUGUUUUGUUUGGUAUUUUUUUUUUGUUUUUGUUUUUCAAAGUCCAUAAAGGAGAGAAUAAAGUGAAGGGAUUAAGAAGGGGAGAAAAAUAAAACUGAAUUUUGUUUUUAACAUAA